Saccostrea cuccullata (small rock oyster) is the source of this 672-nucleotide messenger RNA. RefSeq lists its product as uncharacterized. The record is from RefSeq and is a predicted model, not a curated record. Lineage: Eukaryota; Metazoa; Mollusca; Bivalvia; Ostreida; Ostreidae. The transcript is spliced from 2 exons. Bases 1 to 672 code for a protein of 223 amino acids.
AUGGCACACCGGGAGAUUUUAAAUAGUCAAAAACGGAAAAAUAUCAACACCCCUAUGACUGAAAUUCCGUUAAAGCUGAAAAUGUCUCCAUCUGAAGGUGUCAUCCCUGAGAUUCAAGGUCACGAAAACCUCCCCCCUCUUCAUCUAGCCUCCUAUUCGGCACUAUCUUCAGACGGCACACCCACUCUUUUUUUUAAAGAAAUUUAUCUGCACAUGGUCCUUAGACUUACAAAAGACGGGGAGCGGGUUAAUAACUAUAAAGGGCUAGACAAGGCAGUAAAACACUUUGAAGCUGGUGAUUUGUCACAAAUUAUGACUGCCCAGGCUAGCACAAUCAUGAAGUCACAUUGGGGGACUACUAAUGUAUCUCCAUCACCUCUACCUCAGUCAGGUCCUGAGUGCCGACAGCUCUACAUCAAAAUCCUGUCAGUGGAGCAUACCCAGACCAAUAAAGAUGCAACCAAAACCUCAGCCAAAAAAGAGUGGAAUUUUGGUAGACCUAAACUAGGUGAGGGAGGGGAGAUUGAGUUCAAGGAGAGAAAACAAAUCCACUUUGACCCACGCCAUCCUGAUCAAAGGUCUUUUGACCUUUCCAGAUCCAUGCAUCAAUUGAAGCUGUUAAGGGAUGUGUUUCCCAAAACUGGUAACCUUUUUCUUGUUGUUUUCUUUUAG